Messenger RNA from Achroia grisella, 3530 nucleotides. RefSeq names its product histidine--tRNA ligase, cytoplasmic-like (gene HisRS). Gene Ontology annotation, biological process: mitochondrial translation; histidyl-tRNA aminoacylation. The coding region runs from base 163 to 1974 and encodes 603 amino acids. Gene Ontology annotation, molecular function: ATP binding; histidine-tRNA ligase activity. The record is from RefSeq and is a predicted model, not a curated record. Gene Ontology annotation, cellular component: mitochondrion; cytoplasm. Lineage: Eukaryota; Metazoa; Arthropoda; Insecta; Lepidoptera; Pyralidae. The transcript has 9 exons.
CAUGCCAUUCCAUGCCGUUUGCCAUGCUGCUGUAAUGCAUAGAAAAAUGAAAGGAACUCCAUUGAAACGCUGACCUGCAAUUAUCUCUAAGCACUUUUACUGUACUUGCAUUUGUGACCGUGACUAGACGGACGUUUUGAAUGAAAGUUAAUUUUAAUAUUAAUGAUGGCAGAGUCUCAAGAAAUAUUACUUCAAAAAAUAAAAGAACAGGGUGAUCUGGUCAGAAAAUUGAAAGCUGCAAAAGAAGCAAAUGAAAAGGCCAAGAAGACUGUAAAAGAGUAUGAUCUCAAAGAAAUUGAUAGACACUUGUGUAGCUACAGUUAUAUUUGUGGUUAUGUACCUAGUAACUGUGAUGUCGAAUUGUAUAAAAGCAUAGGCAAAAAUAAAGAUUUUGACAGAUACAAAUAUUUGAGGAGGUGGUGGUACCAUAUGCGGAGUUACAGUGACUCAGAAAUAGAAUUAUUCCCAAUGACUGUACUGCCCACUAAAAUGUAUAUCGAAAAUAAUGUGUGUGAUGACCAGAUUCAAGAAGAGGUGAAAAAAUUAUUGGCACUUAAAAAGCAGCUAACUGUGGAGGAUGUAGUACCACAAAAGUUUACUCUUAAGACACCAAAGGGUACUCGAGAUUACAAUCCACAACAGAUGGCAAUAAGAAACAAUGUACUCCAAAAAAUUAUUACAGUCUUCAAGAAGCAUGGUGCUGAAUGCAUAGAUACACCAGUUUUUGAAUUGAAGGAUGUAUUAACUGGCAAAUAUGGUGAAGAUUCAAAAUUGAUUUAUGACUUGAAAGAUCAAGGAGGAGAAAUUUUAUCUCUAAGAUAUGACCUGACUGUGCCUUUAGCAAGAUAUUUGGCAAUGAAUAAAAUCACAACACUUAAGCGUUAUCAUAUUGCAAAAGUCUACAGAAGAGACAAUCCAGCAAUGACAAGAGGCAGAUACAGAGAAUUCUACCAAUGUGACUUUGAUAUAGCUGGUCAAUAUGAUUUGAUGGUACCUGAUGCGGAAUGUCUUAAAGCUGUUACAGAGAUAUUGGACGCCCUUGAUAUAGGUAAAUAUGUACUGAAGGUGAAUCACAGAAGAUUACUUGAUGGCAUGUUUGAGGCAUGUGGUGUACCAGCAGAUAAAUUUCGUCCAACCUGUUCCUCUGUAGAUAAACUUGACAAGUCACCAUGGGAAGAAGUCCGAACUGAAAUGAUAAAUGAAAAAGGUGUAUCACCUGAUGCAGCGGACAGAAUAGGAAAAUAUGUACUUCUAAAUGGUGGAGUCGAACUAGCCGAGAAGUUAUUGAAAGAUGAGAAAUUGUCCAACACUAAAGCGGCAAUUGAAGGACUUGAGGGCAUUAUGCUAUUAUUAAAAUAUUGUGAAUUAUUUGGAAUUAAAGACAAAAUUGUUUUCGACUUAAGCUUAGCUAGAGGAUUGGAUUAUUACACUGGUGUAAUUUAUGAAGCUGUUUUAACUGAGCCAAUUAAAAUCGGUAAUGAAGAACAAUCAGUCGGAUCUAUAGCUGGUGGAGGUAGAUAUGAUAACCUUGUUGGGAUGUUUGACACUAAGAAUAAACAGGUUCCAUGUGUAGGUGUCAGUAUCGGCGUUGAGCGCAUCUUUUCAGUUCUUGAGGCGAAGUUGGCGGCCGGCGAGAUGCGCGUACGCACCAAUGAAGUGGACGUGUAUGUCGCAUCAGCGCAGAAAAAUUUCCUCGAGGAACGAAUGAAGAUCUGUACUGAAUUGUGGAAUGCCGGCAUUAAGACUGAGCAGUCCUACAAGAAAAAUCCUAAGAUGCUGACUCAGCUACAGCAUUGUGAAGAUAGUUGUAUACCUCUCGCCGUAGUAUUAGGAGAAUCGGAAUUGAAGCGAGGCAUGGUGAAGAUAAGAGACAUUGUUUCAAGGCAAGAAGAGGAGGUACAAAGGGAGGAUUUAGUGAAAGAACUGAAUGCUAGGAUAGCAUCGUUGAAUAAAAGAGGGAUAAAUGGAGUCUGAAGUUGAAUUUAUAAAUAAACAUUUAGUUACGCGCAUUUAUUUAUAAGAGCUAUUUAUUUAUGUAUUGAUCACAUAAAUAAAUAAAAGACUACGAUUCAAAAUGCUGCACAACAAAAUACCAGUAUAAACGCUAUUUUAACCUUUUUUCACGUCUAUUUACAAAUUGUAUACAUUUUAUUAAUGGGGUAUUUGGAUACCACGUUAAUGUAUGUUUUAAAAGAGUAAAUUUUGUUGUGCAUUAAUUUGAAAAUGGAAUGUGAAUUUGGAGCGUUUUGUAUAACAUUUAAUAGAGACAGUAUUAGAAUCCAGAAGGAUUGUCACGAACUCUUAUUCAGUUUUUAUUAAUUCUAUUGUCUAUGUAUAUGUGUGCCAAAUGAAUGGUAGUAUGUAUAUAUAUUUUUUAAUAUGCAUACAUAUAUACAUACUUUUUGCACUUGCCCAUUAUAAACUUUAACCGUGUCAAAUUUCGUACUCCUUCAUCCAGUACAGAGUUUUUGUUUUAGGUUUUAAUAUUAUAUGUAUGUUUUUUUUAUUCUGUAGGUGAAUUGUGGGACAGAAUUGGUAUGUACUUAAUGUACACUUAAUAUGUGUAGAUUAAGAUAGGGUAAUAAUUAUCGACUAGAACCAUACGUAAAUAAUUUGUAUGUAUGUAUGUAAGUCAAACAUUCUUCCUUAUAUCGUCCUAUUUUUUCUUUUCACGAGUCAGGCAAAUAGUUCAAUGACGUAAUACAGUGGCUAUAAAUUUGAGAAAUCUAUGUAAUAAGAAUAAGAGUUCAUGAUGAGCCUUUAGUUGUAGUAUUUAUUUUUUAGUAUUUUAUAUUUUGGCGCCAAAAUAAUAAUAGUUGUCACAACUACUUACUAUUAGUUUUAUCUGUGUACAAAUUUUCUUUAUAAUAAUUUAAAAAAAAUCAUUGUUAUAAACAAUAGCUGUAAUAUUCAACACAUUUUUAUGUUAUGGCACUAUCCAUAUAUUAAAAACUUUGUGAGUGAAUUGUGAUACAAGUCCGAUUUAAUAAAUAUGGCGUGGACAAUUGUGUGGGUUCUAAAAUAAAAUUACAGUGUAUCGUAAAUGUUGCUUUAUAGUCCAAAUUAUUGAGAAUAUGUUUAUAAUUUGGAAAUUGUUAUGUAAUUUUUUUUUCAACACCAAUGUAUUUGAUGCGAGUAUGUAAUGUAAGCAUGUAAAUACUUUAUUUUUUAAUAUUAAGUGCUACUGUUGUUUUAAUUUAAUUUGCCUAUGUGGUCGGAAAUGUAAUUACUUAGUAACGUACGAGCGUACUUUGAAACAAAUUAUUAAAUUAUAUGGCAUUUAAAAUGAGGCGCGAAAAUAUUAUAUUUCCAAAUUAUAUACUUUAAUUUGCUUUUGAUUUUGACACUGCGCAAGCCUAAGUAAACCUGUAUUAAUUGUUAUAACUUAUAAUUUUUUUUUCGAUUUUUAUUGUAUAGGAGUGUGGCGUUACAUUAUUUCUAAUAAAUAUUAGAAAAUCUAAUAUUGGCUUGUAUUAUACUUCACAUUUAGCAUUAUGGCAUUUAAAUAUUUGAAAUGUAGACAUGUAAUG